Peromyscus maniculatus bairdii (prairie deer mouse) is the source of this 516-nucleotide messenger RNA. Lineage: Eukaryota; Metazoa; Chordata; Mammalia; Rodentia; Cricetidae. The record is from RefSeq and is a predicted model, not a curated record.
GUUAGUGGAUCCUCAAUGGGAAACUUACAGGAGCUGGGCAUUGUUCUGCUGCUCUGCAUACAAACUGCUUUAGCUCUCCGUUGUAAACAAUGUUCAUCUUACUUCAAUAAGAAAUGUAAACAUGAGGUAAAAACGUGCAUUGCAGAAGAUGGUGAAUCUUGUAUGAUUACUAGAAUCUGGGCUCUUCCUCACAGUGUGAAUGAUCCAACAGAUGGAUAUUCUGGGUGCUGGAAAAACUGUAAAAUAAGUGAUUAUGAGUACGGUGAUCAUUCAGUAUUGACAAGUUGCUGUGAUACCUACGACUUUUGCAAUGACAUCAGAGUACCAAUUGAUGAAUGGUACUAAAGAACCCUCAGAUUAUCUUAUGGCUCCUUCCUGUCUUCCUCAUCUUACUUCUGAUCCUUCCUUAAGUUUCAUUUUUACUUCAGACUAGAGACUUCUCCAGCAUCAGAAUGGAAAACCAUCGUGUAUCGUUUGUUCUUAUGUGGCUAUUAGACAAUAAAUCCACUAAAUGAU